This is a messenger RNA of Aptenodytes forsteri (emperor penguin), 930 nucleotides long. It is a transcript of the gene PSMG1, whose product is annotated as proteasome assembly chaperone 1. Gene Ontology annotation, biological process: proteasome core complex assembly. Gene Ontology annotation, molecular function: proteasome binding. The annotation marks the transcript as partial. The record is from RefSeq and is a predicted model, not a curated record. Lineage: Eukaryota; Metazoa; Chordata; Aves; Sphenisciformes; Spheniscidae. The transcript has 7 exons. Gene Ontology annotation, cellular component: endoplasmic reticulum.
GUGGACGACGAGGAGUCGGCGGAGGAGGCCCGCGAGGAGACGCCCGAGGACCGAGAGAUCCGCAGGGAGCUGGAGAAGAAAAGGGAGAUCGACGUCCUCUGGACCUUGAAGUCGGGUGCGUCUACGGAAAGCUCUGCCGACGAGCUGUUUGUGUGCUCUAAAUUUAUAGUAGCGAUAGGACAUAACGCUGCAGCUUUCCUGUCUUCUUUUAUUCUGGAUUCUGUAUGUUGGGAAGUAGUUGGAGUUGCGAAGCUGUGGAAUGAGUGGUGUCGAACAUCCAACACAACAAAUGUCCUCCCGACAGAUUCUUUCUGUUUGUUUUACCGAUUAAUAUCAGAUCCGACAGUUUUGUUGUGCCAGUGUAGUUGCUACAUUGCUGAGGAUCAACAGUUCCAGUGGCUUGAAAAGGUUUUUGGCUGUAUGCGAAAGGAAGACUUGCAAGUAACCAUUCUUUCAACGUGUCCUGUAGCUGAUUAUAAAACUCAGGAAUCCACUUUAACGCUUCCAUCUCCAUUUCUGAAAGCCUUGAAGACAAAAGAAUUCAAAGAGGAGGUCUGCUGCCCACUGCUGGAACAACCUAACAUUGUGCGAGAUCUUCCUGCUGCUGUUUUGAGUUAUUGUCAAGUAUGGCAGAUUCCUGCAGUGUUGUAUCAGUGCUACACUGAUGUCAUCAAACUGGACACGGUUACAAUUGAAGCGUUCAAGCCUCUGCUUUCUUCUAAAAUCCUAAAGAGUUUAGUCAAGGAUGUAUCUGAAAGCACAAAGAUUUUGAAGAAGUUACUGACAACCAAUGAAACUCACAAUAAUAUCUAUAUCUAACGAGGACAUUUAUGACGCAGACUGCACUUUCGUAAACUCCAGUUUCUUCUGUAGAGAACAUUUUGGAAUUGUAGUUGUCUCCUUAAAAGAGGAAUAAAUUCCAGUGGAUUU